This is a messenger RNA of Fusarium proliferatum ET1, 1800 nucleotides long. Its product is annotated as putative alpha-glucosidase (maltase). Gene Ontology annotation, molecular function: alpha-amylase activity. The coding region runs from base 1 to 1800 and encodes 599 amino acids. The record is from RefSeq and is a predicted model, not a curated record. The transcript is spliced from 7 exons. Gene Ontology annotation, biological process: oligosaccharide catabolic process. NCBI's taxonomy places the organism in Eukaryota, Fungi, Ascomycota, Sordariomycetes, Hypocreales, Nectriaceae.
AUGACUCUUACCGUGCCUGAAAACGUCAAUAUGGACUUGACUAUUCCUCAAGAUUCACAAAGAGUAUGGUGGAAGGAAGCUUCAAUCUACCAAAUUUAUCCUGCAUCUUUUUGCGACUCGAAUGGUGAUGGUAUUGGAGAUAUUCGUGGCAUAAUUACUAAGCUAGAUUAUCUGAAAACCCUGGGUGCAGAUGUUUUGUGGCUCUGCCCUGUAUAUAAAUCGCCUCAAGUGGAUAUGGGUUAUGAUAUUGCCGACUACCGAACCAUCCACCCACCAUACGGGACACUGGAAGAUGUUGAAAACCUCAUUAGUGGCCUGCAUCAGCGAGGAAUGAAACUAGUCAUGGACCUGGUAGUAAAUCACACGUCUGAUCAGCACGCGUGGUUUCAGGAGUCAAGGUCAUCUCUUGACAACAGUAAGAGAGACUGGUAUAUUUGGAGGAAGCCGAUUUUUGACGAACGAGGGAACAGACAUCCCCCUAACAACUGGGCGUCUAUUUUUGGCGGCAGUGCGUGGGCCUACGAUGGAACGACCGAAGAAUACUACCUGCGUCUGUUCUGCAAGGAGCAACCUGAUCUCAAUUGGGAGAACCCUGUAAUGGUCCAAGAGGUUCACGAUAUGAUGAGAUUCUGGUUGGACAAGGGUGUCGAUGGAUUCAGAAUGGAUGUGAUCAACCUCAUCAGUAAAACACCGGGGUUCCCAGAUGCCCCCAUGACCGUUCCAAAUCAGGAGUUUCAGCCUGCCUAUCAGUACUACGCCAACGGCCCUCGCCUUCAUGAAUUUCUACGAGGGUUCCGGAAAAUCUUGGACCACUACGACGCCUUUGCAGUCGGAGAGAUGCCCUGGGCUAAAGAUGAAGGAGAUGUUAUCAACUCAGUCGCUGCCAAAAGAAAGGAAUUGAAUAUGGUUUUUCAAUUCGACAUCGUUGAUAUGGAUAACGGCCCUGAAGGAAAGUUCUCUCCCAGAGCGUGGUCGCUUCAUACAUUGAAAGACAUCGUGGACAAGUGGCAGACAUGCAUGUACGAGAACAACGGCUGGAAUGCCUUAUUCUUGGAGAACCAUGAUCAAAGUCGUUCCGUCUCUCGAUUCAUUCCACACAAUUUGUCAAACCGGAAGCUCGCCGCAAAGUUACUUGCCACAUUCAUUGGCUUUCAGUCAGGCACUUUGUUUGUCUACCAAGGACAAGAGCUGGGAAUGUCCAAUCUGCCGAGGGAAUGGCCAAUUGAAGAAUACAAGGACGUGGAAACCCAAAGCUUUUAUCAACUCGCUCGAGAAAAACUGGCUGGCGAUAAGGUCGGCCUUGAGUCAUUUCUUGAUCAAGUUCGUCUCAAAGCAAGAGAUCAUGCCCGCUCGCCAGUUCAGUGGAACUCCAAAGAACAUGGCGGCUUUAGCACUGGUGUUCCCUGGAUGCGCGUUAAUGACGAUUACACACAGUGCAACGCCGAGCAGCAACUUUCAGAUCCUACCAGCGUCUUUUUCCAUUGGCGUCACGUUCUAGAGCUACGACGGCAGUAUUGGGGAGUAUUCAUUUAUGGCCGCUUUGAAAUAGUGGAUCGCGAACAUCCAGCCAUCUUCUGCUACAAUCGGAUUGGUAAGACCGCCAGCGCCACGGUCGUGGCGAAUUUCUCCCAAGAGGAACAGGAAUGGUCACCACCACAAGCAACAGUAGAUUCAUUGAGAAAUGGGACGAUCGUUUUGGCCAACUGCGGAAGACGGGAGGAGCUUCGAGGUCAUAGCUUGACUCUCAGGCCGUUUGAGUCUUUUGUUGUGCUUGAACAGGAAAGUGGUCAUCACCUUUAA